AUGGAUAGCUGUAAUUAUUUAAUUAAGCUAAAAAUCAGCUUGUCGUUUCGUACGGGUCCAUUGGAGGGACCGCCAAAUAAAUUAGACGUUCGCCUGUUGUGUUGGAUUUUGUCCACUAGUCGUGAAAAUGAGAAUUUGAUCCGGGAGACGUGGGGGAAACGGUGCGACAAAUUAAUUUUCAUCUCCGACUCGCCGUUGGGACCAGCAAACAAUCGAGCUGAAGGUAAAAGUGAUGCUGGUGCUGGAAUCGUCCGUUUAUUUGCCAGGACGACAUUGGACGUUUUGAAACAAUUGCGUGAUCAUUAUUUGAAUGACUCGCAUUGGUUCCUCAAAGCUGACGCCGCAACUUACGUAGUUGUCGACCAAUUGAAAUUGAUGCUCUCAACCCACAACCCUGCCACACCCUGUUACAUGGCUGGUAACAAAAGAAAUAAUUCGGAGAUUAUCGGCGACGCUUACGUUUUGAGUCGAGAGUCCAUCCGCCGACUGGUGCGCCAAUUUCGGCGGUGAAACCCGGGCGGAGGACCAGCUGAUUGCGACAAUUGGAGGCAUCCCCCGACAUCCAACAAGAUCACGUCUGUCCUUAAAUCA
Messenger RNA from Daphnia pulicaria, 591 nucleotides. Its product is annotated as glycoprotein-N-acetylgalactosamine 3-beta-galactosyltransferase 1-like. Gene Ontology annotation, molecular function: N-acetylgalactosaminide beta-1,3-galactosyltransferase activity. The record is from RefSeq and is a predicted model, not a curated record. The transcript is spliced from 2 exons. Lineage: Eukaryota; Metazoa; Arthropoda; Branchiopoda; Diplostraca; Daphniidae. Bases 1 to 510 code for a protein of 169 amino acids.